Molecule: messenger RNA, 8309 nt
Organism: Dermacentor silvarum
Lineage: Eukaryota; Metazoa; Arthropoda; Arachnida; Ixodida; Ixodidae
Product: lysine-specific histone demethylase 1B-like
Exons: 18
Coding region: 497-3025 (842 amino acids)
Molecular function (GO): zinc ion binding; protein binding; oxidoreductase activity
Source: RefSeq, a predicted model, not a curated record
UUUUACUCGCCAAACUUGGUGCGUGUUGCGUGUAUUGCGCCAUUUCAAUCUCCGUAUUUAUUCCGAGGCGAUCGUAGAACCUACUAGUUCUUUGACCUUUCGUGCCUUCUCUGGCGUCCAGCGUUUCUUUCAUUGACGAACUGGCGGGCGAGACAAUGCGCGAGCGCCAGAGCUCACUUUCUUUUGUCUCGAGAGGCUUUGCGGCACGGCCGUUCGGAACGAUUUAUGAACAGCAAGGUCUUGCCCUGCUGCGAGGCGCCGGCGAAUCCGUGCGCGGCCAAACGCGUCUGGUCUCUAGACGUAUCUCUGGCAUUAUUCAGGGGCCGCUGCUUUUCAGCAUCGCUGAGAGCAGCAUUCGGGACGCGCGAGUCCUUCCUUGCGAAGUUGGGAGACCGUUAGCCGCUGUGUGCGCGUGGAGCACGUUUCCUUGCCACUACGCGUGACCACGAGUGCCGUUGGCGUUUCGAAAUACAGGAGGGCGCAAAGGGCCAGCAGGAUGCCCAAGCGGGCGCGCAUCAAGAACAAUGGCGAAGCGGGGCCGCCGCCGCGAGCCUCCCCGCGGGUGGCCAAGCGUCAACUGUUGAGCGGGCAGGCAGCCGACGAAAACCACACGAUGGUGCGCAAGUGCGAGAAAGUGAGCUGCCACGAGACCCGGCCCAGCUGCUUUGCCCGCACCUCUAAGAGGUGCUGUGGUGAUGGCUACACUUCUCGAUGGUACCAUCUCUCGUCGGGCGAACAUUUCUGCAACGAGUGCUUCGACUACUAUUAUCGCAGCACCAAGCCCGGUUAUGUGGAGUACUCGAGUUGGCGGGAGCACUGGUCACGCAAUGCCCGCUCGGAGGCCUCGCUUCGCCUCUUCAUGGCCGACCAGGUCUUGCCGUUCUGGGCACAGUGCGUGCGCUGUCGCAAGUGGCGCCGCCUACCCAAGGGGGACGACCUCACACCAGAGUUCGUCGACUCAUUCACCUGCAAUGACAUCCCGUCGUACGACGACACCACGGAAGACACAAAAACAGAUGACUGCUCUGUGCCUGAAGACCCGAACGCCGCAGCCGCCAUGCAGCCCGAGUGGAUCUGUACGCUGACGCAACCGCCAUUUCUCAUCGGCUCUCCAGCGCAACAGUUCCUGGGCGACUACUUUGCCGACGGGGUAGGAAUGAGUCCUUCCUCCGAGAGCCCCAAGGCUCCCGAGAAGACCACACGACAACAGAAUGGCACCAGUGGCUCCGGUGGCACCACCAGCAACUGCUAUCUUGAGCCAGGGCAGCUGGCACAGCUGCUGCAGCCCUUCUACCGGCCCGGAGAACAGGGCAAGGCACUGUGCUUCCACCCGGACAUCAUGGAGACCUACGAGAUGGACGCCUUCCCAGAGUACGCACGAGAACAGGUGAUGUACCUAGGUGUCCGCAAUGUGGUGCUUGCACUGUGGGCCCUGCGGCCCCAUGCGUGGCUGGACCUGGUGUGGGUGUCGCGACACCUUCUGUGCCGGGGCCUGGCGCGCAUCCGGUGCCUGUUGGAGGCGCACAGGGUGCUCCGGUUUUUCACUGCGCGUGGCCUCAUCAACCACGGCGCACUGCCCUCGCUGCGAAGCUCCCCGCCGCUGCCUCCAUCUUGCCGACAGAAGCGAGUGCUGGUUGUGGGUGCGGGCCCCGCGGGCCUGUCGGCAGCACGGCACCUGCACCGGCUGGGCAUGCAGGUGACACUGCUCGAGGCCUCAGACCGUAUUGGGGGCCGAGUGCGUGACGACACUUCCUUCGGCGUCUGCGUUGGCAUGGGUGCCCACAUCGUCACGGGCGUCACCAACAGCCCGCUGACGACGCUCUGCCUGCAGACUGGUCAUGGCAUACGACUCAUCCGCGACCACUGUGACCUGUACACAACCAAGGGUCAUAUCGUGUCAUCUGAGCGGGACCACCGGGUGGAAUUUCACUUCAACGCCAUGCUGGAUGCCGUGGCGCAGUGGCGUCUAGGGCAGACCAAGGAUAUCUGCCUCUUUGACAAACUCAUGGAGAUGCACGAGGGCUUCUUGAAGGAGACACAGAUGGUCUUCAGUGAUGAAGAGAACAAUGUGCUCCAGUUCCACAUUGGCAACCUGGAGUACGCGUGCGGUGCGCCGCUGCGCGAGGUGUCAGCCCUGCAGUGGGACCAGAACGAGCGCUUCCCCCAGUUCAGCGGUCAGCACGCGCUCGUCCCAGAUGGCUUCGGCUGCCUCCUGCAGGCCCUGGCCGAAGGCCUCGACAUCCGUUACGGGCACAAGGUGACGACGAUUGACUACGGUUCUGAGGAAGGUGGCGUGCGGGUCUUUACGGAGCGGUCUGCCGCCCAGAACGGCAAUGAGGAAGAGGAAGAAAAGUUCUCGGCCGACUUUGCUCUGGUGACGGUACCAUUGGCCAUCCUGCAGCAGAGGGAGAUCCAGUUCUUGCCGCCUCUGCCCAAGGACAAAAUGGGCGCACUCAAAGAUUUAGGCGCGGGCGUCAUCGAAAAGGUGGCCCUCAAGUUCUCUCGGCCCUUCUGGUCCGCUCAAGUGACGGCCGCAGACUUCUUUGGCCACGUGCCAUCGUCACCCGAGCAGCGCGGUCUCUUCAGCGUCUUCUUUGACCUCAGCCCCCGGACACAGCCCAAGAAGAACCCAACAUAUGUCUUGAUGACCUACGUGAGCGGCGAUGCCAUUGACCUGAUUGCAAACAAGAAGGAUGAUGAGGUGGUGGCCAUGUGCAUGGAUGUGCUGCGGGACAUUUUCCGCGACCAGGAAGUGCCCAACCCAAAGGGCUACACUGUAACCCACUGGCGGGACAGCCCCUACGCGCGUAUGGUCUACAGCUACGUGCGCUGUGGGGGCUCGGGUGAAGCAUACACGACUCUGGCCGAGCCACUGGCUGAUCGGCUCUUCUUCGCUGGCGAGGGUACGAGCCGGAUGUUUCCGCAGACCGUCAGCGGGGCUUAUAUGAGUGGACUGAGAGAAGCCUGGAACAUCCUUCGCCGCCUGCCACUGGGCCUCGAGCCCGACCUGAUGCUGGAUGUUUGAGCCGGCCACCGAGCCAGCUGCCAAGCUGCCGGCUGGGUCUUCCACCUUUCAAGACGUCUGCGUCUGAGCCGAAGCAACCUGUUUUGUGCAUCCGUGUGUGGAAACAAUGUGCGGAUUGCCAAGGCAAUGGAGUGAACUUCCAAGAGGCUGCAGUGCUGCGUCCCCUUCGUUCGUUGUGUUUGGUCAUUUCAGUUGAGCUUCAGUUGUGUGAGAGCUCACCAAGGAGCCAACCUACCUUUCACGGCUGUCAUGAUGGUGUAUUGACCUGCUGAAUUACUUUGCUGAUCAAAGAGGCAAGUAAAGAGUACAAGCUGAAGAUUUGAACCGAGACCAACAGAGACAGUGGCCCAGUUCUUCUUAAGUGCAUGAGUUUUUUCAGCUUUCGGCUGUUACCUUUUACUUCCACCAACAUGCACUUCCAGUUCCAUUUUGGCUCGGCAUCUGCUCUUGUAUGUGCAUUCCCACGAAAAUGUGAAGGAAAAUACUGCAGCGUGUGCUGCAGACAGCAAACAAGCCCCAACUCUGAAGACUGUGGCUUCCUACUUAGGGUGCUGUGGUUUGUUGAUUUGUUUUUGAAGGAGAAGGGCUUUAGCAACGUGACGAAACACAAUGACUUGACCAACCGGCGCUUGUGUGGGUGUUGUGGCUAGCAGGGUAGUCGUCACUGUGGCUUGUGUACAGGUCUGUAAUUGAAAGGAAAGCAUCACGAGACUUGGCAUGUACGGGGCGGUCCCCAUUCUGAGUGGUCUUCCUUUUGAACUUUUUGGCGACUAGACAGGUUGCGAGCGUUUAUUAGUGCAUUUGUUCUCGCAACCCCGUGAUGGUAAACAAUCUUAAAAUUAUGUUAGUAAUGUCAGUGAUUUCCAUGUGCUGCGCAGUUGAAAGAGCAGCAGUUGUGUGGUGAUUUUAGGAAUUGUGUAUUUGAGAAUUGUACUCCGGCUAACCUAAAGGCCCUAUAAGCCACUGGACACUGUACUGGACACUUGAUUACUUUGCCAGUGUGUGUGUUACCAGGAGAGAUUUAAACAGGAAUGAUGCAAAAGAAAGGCCAGCUGCAGCAAAAUUUUGGACCACAUAAUAAGCCUAGUUUCAGAUAGUGCAAGUACGAAGCAGCCUUCGUGCAAAUUAUGUUUGAAGUACGAGCGGAUGCGUCGCGAGAAGCUCAUUGAAAUCUUUGUUAUCGAAACUAAAGAAAUUGCCGUCAUUACCGGUUGUCAGAGAUGACACGUGACCCGGAACACGCCAUUCCCUAGCAUGACCUCCGAGAUUGGGCACCGCCCACGGCACGGUGAAAAUGUCUUGGAGGCAACGUGCUGGUACUUACGUAAUAUACACUAACCACCAGGUGCAUGCAUUGUCUUAGGUUGCUGUUGAAAGGCUGCUAAUAAAUUUUUAAAAAAGGGAAGAUUAACCAGCCCUGCUGUUUUGCCAAGGCUGGUUCAAUAGUACUACUCAUAAUUGAUUUAUACAAAGUGAAAUUUCGUUACAGUUAGCCAUUACGGGCUGUUAAUUUUAAAAAGAGCAUAAUUGCCAGCCCUGCACACUCGUUAGCAAAAGUGUACGGACCUCUGGCUCGCCGAAAAGACUGAAUUUAUUCGUAAUUCAGACACACUAAUGGGAAUUGACGAGUAUUGGAAAGUUCGCAGGGCCAAGUUUUAACAGCAGUCCUCGAUUUCAAGUUACUACAAUUGGUGGAGAAGAAAAUUGGCUCUAUCAUGGAAUCCCUGGUCUACAUAUCUUUUGCUCAGUGGAGUACAUGUUUCUCAUUUGUAAACAACUUUGCCAAAGUGAAACUUUGUUGCAGUUGGCCUUUAAAAAUGCUUUAGUCAUAAAUUGCCCUCUGAGCCUUUUAUGAUCUUUGCUAAAUGGAACUGAAAGCUGCACUCGUAAUGCGACUGCCUGCUAUCCAUAACACUGCCAAAAGGCCAUGCCUCUCUUUCGCUUACUUCUGGUGAGCAGAGCAUCCACCAGAUCAGGCUUUGUGGCCACGACGGUGGGCAUUUCACACAGGUACGCCAAAGCAGCAGCAACAGUGUAUUUCACAAGUGGAGAGAGCGAGAGUGUAAAACGAAGGCUGCAGUUUGCUAAAAGCGUAGCUUAUGCUUCUUUCUCUCUCCCUUCCGUAUGCUGCAUGGAACAAAGUGGCCCUGGUCCGUUCUUUCCCAUUCUUUCAUUCCUCACGUCAUCCAUCUUUCUCACGUACCAUUUUUUUUUUUUAUAGGUACCACUAAUGGCAGAGCUCGCACAGUGUUACUGUUUUGCCUUCAUAGAAUGCGUGAAGCAAGAUUUUGUUCAAAAAGUAAUUUUCAUGGCGCGCAAAUUGUGCAUCGCUUUACAUUCCCAUGAUGAAUUAUUUCUGGCACCGCUGUGCUUGCUGUGAACUGUGCACUUGUAUUUUAUAUUUGGCAGUCGUUUCUUUAUUAACCAGUGCAGUGCUGUAACGGAUGUUCCUUGUUUUUGUCAGAGAAUAUCGCUUAUUUCUGUUCGUAUACAUUGUGCCAAGUUGGCGCACGUUAGAGCUGUAGCAUAUAGUGACCUUCGAGCACGUUGCUAGCCAUUCUUCCAAGCCUCCAGUAACUGUGCCAGGCUCGUGUAGGCUUCCAUCUUUACAGGCACCUCAAGUCUGCUCUAUGGAAGACACAUUGCCCUAUGACUGUGAUAGGCCAGGACCUGCUGUGUGUAAAGUGGCACUGUCAUUGAACUUUACGGAGCCUGUCCGAGUUAGUUGACCCCCUGUUCUUACAAAUGUGGCUUGGCUCGAACCUUUUUAUUGGCUUCGUUAAGCAGAGCACAGCACAGCCCUGACAACUAAAGUAGUCGCAGCGUUCUUUGGAUAUUGCUGCAAACAAGAAUUGUGUAGGAAACGCCCUUCCAGUCCAGUGCUUUAGUGAGUUGAUGUCUAAAAGAGACCGUGGUUGUAACGUUAAUUGUAGCUUGUGUUUCUACGAGAAACACUAUUAAAGAGUACCAACUACUUAGUCACGGGGUGACGCUGCCCUCUGUUCGGUGGAGUUGAACACGAGGCAGUAGAGGCACAUUUGUAAACACAAGCUUGUAUGAACCUAAUGCUGCGUCACCAAGGGAUUUUCAUGGCCAGUCACUUGGUUCUGUGUGGCAGUGGUGGUGUUUGACUGGAACAAGAGACCUCGUGCGAUGUUCAGUAGCCACUCAAAUGUUUGCCAUUUGGAAGGAAGGGAUUGCCCUGCAGAAAGCUAUUAAUCUGUCACCCAUGUUCUCUUUUAUGUGCAGAAUGCACGUUUAUAAUGUCCUGUACUUGUUUUAGGUUCUCUUCUGGUGGCUCUCGUUCCCAGAUUAGUGUUCAGAUUUUAUGCAACCCUUUCUGUUCCAUUCACCUGAGCGUGCUGUGCACGUCGAUCCCCCUGCGCAGAUGAUGACUGCCGUGUUCUCACUCUCUCUCUCUCUUUCUGCAUUACAAUGAGCCAUGUUUCUGUUAAACUUUUCCCAGGACUUUACUUCCCUGGUAUAACAUGGGAAGGCCUACACAAGGCAAACUCUACACUUACUUCCUUCAAGUUCGAUCCUCAUUUCACAUUUUGUGCUUGUUGUUAUUCAUUCUGAUGCGAAAAAACAAAAACACUGUACAAACAGCAAGAAAUACUCCGCCUGUAGAUUAUGUGUGGCCAGUCAGCCCUGUAAAUAGAGCCUGCAUGUGAGCAUGUUGCUUGCACAUUUAUACAAUUCCUAUGAAAUGUAGAGCUGUGAAUAUUUGUGGUGCAAGUGCAUAUUUGUAUACACGUGCAGACUGUAGAGGGAAAAAAAGGAUGUCUGGCUUCUCCUAUUGGUAGUGUUGCAUCUUGUUUAGUGAAUGAAACUUGUCAGCUGAAGCAUAUGCGGAGGGCCGCAUUAACCUUACCUAGGCAAAGUAUGUCACCCAGUGGGAACCCAUUGGAACAUUUCAAAAGUUUCCCAGGUGUAGCAUGCAAGCUGUCAUGUAUGUCAAAGGGUCACAUGUGCCCUUUGGGCAUAAAGAAACUUAAACCCAUAAGGAAACUUAAGACGUCCAGGUGAAGUAUGUCAGUUGAGGGGUACCCAUGGAGCCGCAUAGACUACCUUGGCAACACGUUAGCUGAUGGGAAUACAUAAAGCCACUUAACUUAGGCACCAUCCAGCACUGUGUGAAAAUGUUAUGUAAAAGCAGGAAGGCAUGCAUUCAGCUUAAAUGGGACAUAUUGCAGGAGGGGAACUGCAGGCUUGUGGUUUUGGAACACCUAAGAUGAACUUCCAUAGCUUUUACAGCCUGUUGCAUUUUUCUAUUCUUGAAUUUUCAACUUGCUUUCAUAAGGCAUAACGGGAUUGGAAGUGGCAGCUAACAUUUUGAGAUGACUGAAAAUGUCGGGCAUACUUCUGGAGAAAGGUGCUGUCCUUCGAGUGGUUGUUCGAAUCGCGAGCGCUUUCGUUAAUUUUUGUUGAAUGUUUCUCGUGCUGGGCCACAUACCUUAUAUGAAUUUGCAGAAGAUGCCUUCACUCAAAAGAUCCAGUCAUCCUGUGGGAGACGAUUGGCACGUUAUUCCUGCAUUAUGUCUUUCUCUGUACAGCACUAAUGUUACCUAAAGCAAGAUGUUGUGCAUCAGUAUGUGUUUUUUUCCUGCACACGAUGUGCUUUUGCAUCAUAUUGAGUGUCUCUCCUUAACAUGCAUGUUGGAUCUGUUCACAUUGUAAAAGCAAGAAUAGGGUGAAGUGAUCCUGUCCAUUGCACUUGUACAUUGCAUCUUCUGAACACAUUACACAUUGCUUUGACCUCAUUUACCUUAUACAUACUUAGCUGUAAGAAAGCAUUGACUCUGCCAUGUUAAAAAUGGAUCAAAGUUGGGAGUUGCCCUUAUGUAAACUACUACCCCACCAUUUUUGGGUAAAUAUUUAAGAUUUGCUCCUGUAAAGUGAAUACUAUCGACGUCGAUGUUGAUGCCGAGGAAGAAUGUGCUGUGUCGGCACCAGAAUGGUUGCUCCACAUGUGCUGUUUUCGUGUUUGCUUCGUGGCAGUGUAAAUGCAUUUAAUUUCAUUGCUUUUUGAAACGUGUUGUGCUGUUGUAAUUUUAUGCUGCUGUAAUCAGGGCUGACUGCAUGAACAGCCUUGACUUGUGCAAGCGAUGUUUGUGGUAUGUGCGACCACCACUUUUCAUUUCAAGCCUAUUGUUAGCUCUACCACCUGCCAUACAAGAGAAUGUCACUGUGAGGCUGCCUAAGUUUUGUGAUUUCUUCCCCCAUCGUGAUAAACACAGUGAUGCCUUCGUUGCAUUGUAAAUAAACGUUCGCUGGGCCACCA